AUGACAAGGCUGGUUCAUUUGACUAUUGUUGUUUAUGACAUGUACAAUGAUAUAAUAGAUGGCUUUGCAUGGGAACGAAUAUUAACUAAUAUAAUCACAUUCAAAACACCGUUUUGGCUCGACAACAAACAUUGGUAUGUUAAAUAUGAUCGUUGUACUGUUAGCGGAUUUUCGUUACUUUAUUCAAUUCCUUAUUUUAACAAUACAUAUCCAUGGGUACAUAUAAAAGGCCCUAUCACAACAAAAUCAACCGGACCAGAUGUACUUUCACUUUCUAAUAUUAAUCAUUUAAACGUCAAUUGCGAGUCUCCGAUAGAUACUGAAAUUCUAUGUCGAUUUACAAAUCCUCAGCGAUUAGAAGUUCACUAUACUGAAAAAAGUUUUUAUUUAUUGAUUCACGAUAUUGUUCCAGAUAUUGACAUAUCAAAGAUUACUACAUUUCUUAUCGAUUCAUGUCGUUCAACGCUGGACGCAGAUGUUUUCGUUAGAUUAUUAUCCAGCAUGUCUCAACUACGCUCUUUUGGUGCUCCAAUUGCUUUUCUUAAAUUAUGCUUUGUCUAUCGCUGGCCGCAUAUCAGUCGAUUAAGAAUACUGGAUAGCUUCCCAUCUGCGGAGGCCACGGAGAAACAAUUAACAUUAGAUGAUAUCAAUGCGUUUUAUCACUCAUUUUAUCAUAUAGAAUAUGUUAGUUUUUCUCAUGACACUGACUUAAAUCUAGCCAAAUUUAUAAACAAUAUGCCACCCACAAUAUUUACUAUAGUAAUUUAUCAUCCUAUUAACGUAACGGCUGCUACUUCUGGUGGAUUUAUUACGCGUAAUUGGCUUGAGUAA
This is a messenger RNA of Rotaria socialis, 831 nucleotides long. Lineage: Eukaryota; Metazoa; Rotifera; Eurotatoria; Philodinida; Philodinidae. The record is from the annotation of a GenBank genome assembly.